Messenger RNA from Danio rerio (zebrafish), 1192 nucleotides. RefSeq names its product coiled-coil domain containing 25 (gene ccdc25). Lineage: Eukaryota; Metazoa; Chordata; Actinopteri; Cypriniformes; Danionidae. The record is from RefSeq and is marked provisional. Gene Ontology annotation, cellular component: endomembrane system; plasma membrane.
UCGGAAUGGAUGGUACACGACAUGUGCCACUAAUACAGAUUAUUUACCUCUAAUGUGUUCAGUGUUUUGUUAAAUAUAUAUAUAAAGUGAGACCUUUUAAAGGUUGUGUCUUUUGGCAGAAUGGUGUUUUACUUUACAAGCGCCGUUGUCUCACCGCCCCAUACUAUCUACAUGGGCAAAGAUAAAUAUGAAAACGAAGAUCUCAUCAAAUAUGGAUGGCCAGAAGAUAUCUGGUUUCACGUAGACAAGCUCUCAUCUGCUCAUGUAUAUCUAAGAAUGCCUAAGGGUACAACUAUAGAUGACAUUCCAAAGGAAGUCCUGAUCGACUGUGUCCAGCUGGUCAAAAACAACAGCAUUCAAGGCUGCAAAAUGAACAAUAUUAAUAUUGUCUACACACCAUGGAGCAAUCUGAAGAAAACAGCAGACAUGGAUAUCGGUCAGAUAGGAUUUCAUCGGCAGAAAGAGGUGAAAAUUGUAGCAGUUGAAAAGAAAAUCAACGAAAUCGUCAACAGACUAGAGAAAACAAAAGAGGAACGGUAUCCAGACCUUGCUGCUGAGAAAGAAUCCCGAGACAGAGAGGAAAGAAAUGAGAAGAAGGCUCAAAUACAAGAGCAGAAGAAGAAGGAGAAGGAGGAAGUGAAGAAGAAAAAAGAGAUGGAAGAUUUAAAGAAUUAUACAUCGCUCAUGAAGAGUGACAACAUGACCACAAAUGAGGAUGGCUAUGAUUCUGAUGAUUUCAUGUAAAGUUAAAGGAAUGAAUUGAGCUGCAAUGAAAAACCAGCAUCUUUUCCCACAGCAUCUCCAAAAGACAUCAUGGGCAUCAUAAAUGAGCGAUUAAUCAGAAACCGCAUUUGUGCCAAGAAAGCACAACACCAGGACAGUUCAAGAGCAGCUGGCUUGUUAUUCCUUUCAAAUGCACAUGCAAUAUGUAAAGUAUGUAAAAAAUAAUACUCUAAAAAUAAGUAGAUUGCUCUUCUACACCGGAUUUAGCUGAUUCAGUAUGUGAAGGAGUUUUGUUGUGAAUUAAAGAUGUUCACUUUGGAGAUGUGUUCAUGGAUAUUUAUGCAAAGACUUAUCUGGGGUAUUUGUGCUUAUUAAACAAUACCGUUCCGUCUGGAGUGAAAGCAUUUAUUGUCAAACCUUUAUCUUUUUUUGAUGUCCAAAAAUGAAUAAACUUUCGACUUUCUAAGUU